AUGGCAGCUCGGAAGGAGCUGCCUUGUAACCAGUGUACAGGGACUACCACUACUCUUCAAAAACUUGAAGAUUUUGCUAGCCGAUUGUUUCAUAGACAGCCUAAAGGUGCAGCUCAUGAUGUGAAAACUACUCUGGAAAAUGAAAGCCUUCAUUUCUCUGAGUACACUGCUUUAUGGGACAGAUCAAUGAGAGACUUCCUGUCCAGGGCCAAGGAAGAUUUCUUGAGGAAAUGGGAAAAUCCCACCCAGAAUACUGCUGAACUGUCUGACUUUGAGAGAAAGAAAACCCUUGGAACUGGAUCAUUUGGACGAGUUAUGCUUGUGAAACACAAGGCUACCGAGCAGUAUUAUGCUAUGAAAAUCCUUGAUAAGCAGAAGGUUGUUAAGCUGAAGCAGAUUGAGCAUACCUUGAACGAGAAGAGGAUCCUGCAGGCUGUGAAUUUCCCUUUCCUGGUCAAGCUGGAAUACGCUUUCAAGGAUAAUUCCAACCUGUACAUGGUUAUGGAAUACGUGCCUGGUGGCGAGAUGUUUUCCCACCUGAGAAAGAUUGGCAGAUUCAGCGAGCCCCAUGCCCGCUUCUAUGCCUCCCAGAUUGUGCUGACUUUCGAAUACCUUCAUGCUCUUGACCUGGUCUACCGUGACCUGAAGCCCGAAAACCUUCUGAUUGACAAAUAUGGAUACAUCCUGGUCACUGACUUUGGAUUUGCCAAAAGGGUGAAGGGCCGAACCUGGACCCUUUGUGGAACUCCCGAAUACCUGGCCCCUGAGAUCAUCCUCAGCAAGGGAUACAACAAGGCCGUGGACUGGUGGGCCCUGGGAGUGCUGAUCUACGAGAUGACCGCUGGUUAUCCUCCCUUCUUUGCCGACCAGCCCAUCCAGAUCUACGAGAAGAUCAUCUCUGGAAAGGUCCGUUUCCCCUCCCACUUCAGCUCCGAGCUGAAGGACCUUCUGAGGAACCUGCUCCAGGUCGACCUGACCAAGCGCUACGGGAACCUGAAGAACGGUGUUGGCGACAUCAAGCACCACCGCUGGUUCUCCGCCAUUGACUGGAUUGCCAUUUUUCAGCGCAAAGUGGAGGCUCCCUUUGUUCCCCGCUACCGGGGUGCUGGCGAUACCAGCAACUUCGACGAUUACGAGGAAGAGGACAUCCGUGUUUCUCUUACUGAGAAGUGUGCAAAGGAAUUUGCUGAUUUUUAG
Molecule: messenger RNA, 1197 nt
Organism: Gracilinanus agilis (Agile Gracile Mouse Opossum)
Lineage: Eukaryota; Metazoa; Chordata; Mammalia; Didelphimorphia; Didelphidae
Gene: PRKACB
Product: protein kinase cAMP-activated catalytic subunit beta
Exons: 10
Coding region: 1-1197 (398 amino acids)
Biological process (GO): peptidyl-serine phosphorylation
Cellular component (GO): nucleus; cAMP-dependent protein kinase complex
Molecular function (GO): cAMP-dependent protein kinase activity; ATP binding
Source: RefSeq, a predicted model, not a curated record